AUGCCAGCUCCCCCUAAGAACACUCCAUGGGUAAAGUCAGACACUCAGAUAAGAUUAGUUAAUCCAGAUAAGUCUGGGGCAACUCGUUGCUCUGGACGAGUUGAAAUCAAUCACAACAACAGAUGGGGAACAGUCUGUGAUGAUGGCUGGGACUUAAAUGAUGUUGAGGUGGUCUGCAGACAGUUAGGCUGUGGACCGGCACUGGAGGCCACUCAAUCAGCUCACUUUGGUGAAGGAAGAGGACAAAUCUGGCUGGAUGAUGUGUCCUGUUCAGGAAGUGAAAGUUCUCUAACUGAAUGUCAGCACAGAAGAUUUGGGACACACGACUGUACACACAGUAAAGAUGCUGGUGUCAUCUGUUUAGAAAUCAGAUUAGCUGGGCCUCAGUCAGCUCGUUGCUCUGGAAGAGUUGAAAUCUUUUACAACAACAGCUGGGGAACAGUCUGUGAUGAUGGCUGGGACAUAAAUGAUGCUGAGGUGGUUUGUAGAGAGUUAAACUGUGGAACAGCUCUGAAUGCCACUAAGUUCGGUCAUUUUGGUGAACGAAGAGGACAAAUCUGGCUUGAUGAUGUGUCCUGUUCAGGAAGUGAGAGAUCUGUGACUAAGUGUCAGCACAGAGGAUUUGGGAAACACAACUGUACACACAGUAAGGAUUCUGGUGUUAUCUGUUCAGGUGUGCCAGUCAAAUUAUCUGGAAGCACUUUGUGCUCUGGAAGAGUCGAAAUCUUUUACAACAACACUUGGGGAACAGUCUGUGAUGAUAACUGGGACAUAAAUGAUGCUGAGGUGGUUUGCAGAGAGUUGGGCUGUGGAACGGCACAGAGUGCUGCUGUAUCACCCCACUUUGGUGAGGGAAGUGGAUCCAUCUGGCUUGAUGAUGUGGACUGUUCAGGAAGUGAGAGAUCUCUGACUCAGUGUCAGCACAGAGGAUUUGGGACACAUGACUGUACACACAGUAAGGAUGCUGGUGUUGUCUGCUCAGUGAUCCUCCCAAAGCCCAGAAUCUUCAUGAGUCAUGCUGGUAAAGUUGAGCGGAGAAGCGAUGUCAGCAUCACUUGUUCAAUAUCACCUCAAAGCCAACAGCUUCUACAAGGAGAAUUUACUCUGAAGCAGAUUUCAGGCUCAUUCAGUCAGAAAAAACCAACAACUACCAACUCUGCUACAUUCAAGAUCCUCGAAGUAGAUUUUGACAGUGAUGGAUUGUACCAGUGUGAAUAUUCAUACGGCUCCAGCAUCUCCACAAGUGACUCUGUCACCGUCUCCGUUACUGGUAAUAAAAUGUACUAUUGCUUAUAUUACAGUGAUAAAGUGACAGGAAAAUACUGUUGUUACUCGUAACACCCACUACAGGUUAUUAGCAUGAUAUCACAUCUAUUAACAUAAGAACUAAAGUCUUUAUUUCAAUAGUUUAUCAGUUAAUAACAGCAACACUCAAAGGUCACUCCUAAGUCAACUCUUAGAGGGUAUGAACCAAAAUCAAAACACACACUAAGUGAAUAAACAUCUUUAAUGUCUUGUCUGCAAAAGCUGAAAAUACCCAUAUUCACAAGUUUUGCUUUUGUGUCUGACUGGGAUCUCACCUGAAUGAACUUUAAUAGAUAAUUGCUAAGGAGAAGUGUUACACUUCCCUAGGUCUAAAUAAAACAAUAUGCAAAACAAAAGGCCUGUCUAGCUGCUUCAAAAAAAAAGGUCAAUAAAAACAUACAAAAGUGGCAUUAUCUGCAUAACCCCAGUGUCUGUAACAGUCAAACCUCUGGUGCCAGUGUAUGGGGUAUGCCAAGCUUACCUGUUCAGCCUCCCACCAACACACUCUGUUUUACAUACACAGAAGCCUUCAAACAAAAG
Oreochromis niloticus (Nile tilapia) is the source of this 1845-nucleotide messenger RNA. Its product is annotated as deleted in malignant brain tumors 1 protein-like. The record is from RefSeq and is a predicted model, not a curated record. The coding region runs from base 1 to 1338 and encodes 445 amino acids. Gene Ontology annotation, cellular component: membrane. NCBI's taxonomy places the organism in Eukaryota, Metazoa, Chordata, Actinopteri, Cichliformes, Cichlidae. The transcript has 5 exons.